Molecule: messenger RNA, 1932 nt
Organism: Pseudocercospora fijiensis CIRAD86
Lineage: Eukaryota; Fungi; Ascomycota; Dothideomycetes; Mycosphaerellales; Mycosphaerellaceae
Exons: 23
Coding region: 1-1932 (643 amino acids)
Source: RefSeq, a predicted model, not a curated record
AUGGCCGGACUCGAACCACGCAUCUCGAGAGCGAACAUUCCUUCAAUCCCUGCUGGCGCAGGUUUUCGGAUCAUCCGCGAUCGUAUCUUCAUUUUGGACCACAUCCCCUGGUUCGUUCGCUCCUUGGAAUGCGAAAACGAUCAGACGUGUUUCACGGCGGCGACGAUGAGCAGCUAUGACUUCCGCCUCCUAUGGGGAAGCUCUUACAUGACGCAGUUCAAAGCUGCGAACUCCAGCCACAGAUUGUCAAAAAGAGUAUUGGAAACAAUGGGAGGCGAACCAUGCAUUCCAGCGACGUUUUCUGAGGCCCUUCAUCAUCCUGGCGAGAUGGAGACCUUCAAAGGUACGCUCAACUUGGGCUAUCGGUGGCUUCAAGUAGAUCGCAUCCAGUGUCUCAUGGCGGUACCGAUGAGCCGGUUGACUGCGUUACUUUCGCACGUCGACACCAAACAGCAAGCUGCCAACGAAACACUUGGACGUUCCUGCAAUCUUCUGCGACGAUUCCACUCCACGCCAACGAAGUCGCUCCGCGGCGACAACGAGAAUACCAACAUCAGCAAUGGCAUUCUGCCAGCUCUUCACCACUGCUUCAAAGUCCAAGGCGGCAAGACGAUUCAAGGUGACUGGCAUUCAGCGGGUAGACGACCUUCGCAUAAGAAGAUUGACAAUCAAAUUCAGGUGCGACAGCGCUUCGGCAAAUUUGCUGCGCUACACCAGAGGUAUCUCAAAGAAUGCGCUAUUGAUGCCGAUAUCUCCCGCCACGCCUCGUCUAGCUACCGCGUUGAGCUGGUAGCUGCAAACGCAAUCAGUUUCAAGCUCUUUCCACAAGAACUUCACUGGACUCACUUGUGCUUCCUGGUAGGCAUAUCCAGAGCCACGGCAAGCCUGGUGACAGCUCUUGGUCUGGUCAACAAACUGCCCUCGGACUGGCACUUGUUGAGAGGACUAGCAUCCAGCAGCAUUGGCAUUGAACUGGUCGACAAUUCGCAAACACACUACUCACUCGGCCCAUUCGUAGGUAUGUGCGAGGUUGUAAGUUGCGCAGAUGCCUUUACAUUUACCAGCUGGGAUUUUGGCUACCUGAAUCAUAUGUCUGCUGCCGAAGCGACCGCACAAGGUGAUUGGGCACCAUUUGUAGUAGUUGGCAUCCGGAAAACAACGCUUCACCCUCGCUAUCAUCGCAACCACACAAUUUUUCCAUACAACGUUGCCGAAGCGGUUGAUGCGAGAGUGAUAGUAGCAGCGAAGGUGAGUAUAGACCGCAUGAGGUCAGCUUAUAUUAUUGCUAUAUGUAUGUACUCGCAUCCGGAAAAACAACACUUCACUCUAGAUGUGAUCCUUGAUGUAGGAUACUACGGCACACCACCUGCAACGCCCAGAACGGUUACUGCGCCAACAUCCUCAUCAGCAACGAAGCCUCCAACUGCGGUGGUGCAGAAAAAAAUAAAGGCAAGACUUGAGUGGAAGAACAGUCAGAGUUCAACCAAUGCGGAAACCCAUGUCUCUCCCUUCGCGACGACUCCAACAAACCCGCCUGCGUCGAAGGAGCAUGCUUCAAGCCAUGCCCCGUCUGUGAAGCAGGUUUCGAACCCGUGGGCUGAGGCUCUCAAUGGCCAGCCCACUUAUGGUUUCAACUCAGGCGACAACAACCGCGAAGACGAAUUCUAUCUCAGCACACCAGAAGACCAGGGCAGCCAGUCCACAGAAUCCUCAACUAUUUGUACAGUCACGGCGUGCUCCAGUAUUCAGUAUCGCGUCGACUUUGGCAUGUUCCGUGAUCAGGCAGGAGGCUGUCAAGUUCUGAACUACAAUAUUCCGAACUGUUCGGGUUAUCCUGCGCAGAGGCUUAAGCAGAUCUCGCAGAGGAAUGACGUUAUUAAGGCCGGACUCUUUCCUGAGGGAGUCUUGAUGUCCCAUUUGAGUUCAAGUUGA